Messenger RNA from Drosophila persimilis, 1143 nucleotides. RefSeq lists its product as uncharacterized. NCBI's taxonomy places the organism in Eukaryota, Metazoa, Arthropoda, Insecta, Diptera, Drosophilidae. Bases 334 to 1143 code for a protein of 269 amino acids. The transcript is spliced from 3 exons. The record is from RefSeq and is a predicted model, not a curated record.
UCCGCACCUGCCGCAAAUCACGCUUACCGACUGCACCCAUCAGGUGGCGCUGUACAGCGCGAGUUUUGAUAUUGCCGCAAACCAAUCAAUUGCAGAUACCCAACGAAGCCAGACCACCAACAUAGCCAGAGCAAACUAGACACAAAUACUCGAUUGCAUUAAAUUGGAAACAAGCUAAACAGAUACGAUACUUAACUAACAAUAGAAAAAAGGUGGGCCGGGCAAACAAUCCACACAAACUCAUUAAAAUCAAACGGAGCGAGGGCGAGGGCGAGACGAUUGUACCACACAAAGCCAAACCGCACAGCGCGUACGUCAGCGGAAAUAGUUUAUAUGCAAACGACAAACAAUCAACAACAAGCAGCAAACGGAUUUGGGAAGCGUAACUGCGUCUUGUCCGAAGCUCGCGCUCGAACAAUGGUUGUUGCUGUUGUUGCCGUCGACGUCUUUGAAAAGAGCAGCAGCAGCGGCAGCAGCGUUGAAUCUGCAGAGUUAGCGGCACCCAGCUGUAGCGGUACACAAGCAUCGGCCUCCAAUAACAAUAAUACUGAUAAGACCGCUCCAACGACUGUUCAGGAGGCAGAGGCCAACAACAACACGCCUGUCACCUCUAACACGAGCGACAAAAUGACCGAUGCUGGCAAGGGGAAGAGCAGCGAUUCUGUCGGCGAUUCUACCAAAGCGGUAGAGCCGGCCGAUCCCGCAUUGCCGACAGCUCCCACAAAAAGCGCCGUUAGCCAGCGCAAUGUGGACAUCAAGAUCGAGAAGAUAGCUAACACGGAGCCGGCCGGCCAGCAGCUCACCAAGAAGGUGUUAAAGCUUGAUCUGGGCGGCAAGAGUCUGGACGAGUACUCGCUUAAGUCGCCCAAGUCACCCAUAGCGGCACGUGUGCAACAUCAAACAUCAUUGACGUCAUCGGUGGACGUGGAGGACCGGAAAACGCUACGUGACGCCUUAUAUCAGGGUAUUUUCCACCGACAUCGCCGCACCAUCUUCGCCGUGGGCAGCUUCCUGCGCAUGUUGCGCAGCCGCAACUCCCAGUACAACACGAUCCGCAGCUCCUCAGAGGGCGAGGACAUCGACGAGUUUCUCAAGAGGCGCAGCUCGAAGUUGCUCAGGCUUCCGCAUAUCUUCGAUCAAUGA